AAAGGUGUCUGUGGAUGUAGGAAGCUAAACACCUCAGCUGCAGGAGUUUCUCAGGGUAGUAUCUCAGGCCCUAAUAUCUUCAGCUGCAUCAUCAAUGACCUUCCAUCUAUCACAAGAUCAGAAGCCAGAGUGGAGCAGUUACAGGAAGAAUUGCAGUGUAUGUCUGAAGCCAUCUCUGAAAAUAUUCAGUUACAAAAAUUUAACACAGUGCUAGAGACCAAGUAUACUCAGGCACAGUUGAUAUUGAAACAAAAAGAUGAUGAUUUUGCAAUGGCAAUAAAAUCUCGUGAUAAAGCAUUUCAAGAAGUCCAAAAGCUAAAAGAAUAUAUAGAGAUGAUGGAAGAGAGAGAAAACUAUAAGGUUGCAAAUCUUCAGCAAAAUUUGACAGGUUCUAUGCAAGAUAAUAGCCAAAUGGAAGUGACUCUAGAUAAUGUAUUGGCAUCGCACACAAAACUCCAGCAGACAGUGGGGAAACUACAGAUAGAACUUGGACAAAGAGACGCAGAGAUAAAUUACUUGCAACAAGACAAGUCACAUGCCCAAAUGAUUCUACAGAGGCUACAGGCUGACCUAGAGGAUCUACAGGAUAAACUGGCUACUAUAGAAACACAGCACAACAUUCAGGUGAAGCCUCUCCCUAAAGGACUAGAGGUUGUGAGACAAGAUAAUAAGAAACUAGCACGCAGCUUGGAACAGACUUUGCGCACAAGCAGUACUUUACGGAUUACACUAAAUCAACUACAAGAAGAAUUUGAUAAUAAAGAACACCAGCAACAGCAACUUCUGCACAACAGGGAACAAGAACUUAAGGGUGCUAAACUUGAGUCAAAAAUGUUCACUGAACGGAUUGAAGCCCUGAAAAAGCAGUUCCAAAGUGAGAGAGAGGUUGUGAGGAAGACCAGUCAGAAAGAAAUAAUGGAACUUAGAAAAAGCCUAUCUGAUGCCACAUCCAGGUCUGCAGAAGUGUCACGAGCCAACAGAGAUUUGCGACUGAAAGUUGCUGAAUUCGAGAAGACUGUAAAAAGUCAGAAAGCAAAGAUCAAAGAUCAAAAGACACAACUAAAGCAUCAUAUGGAGACCAAAGCAAUUAAUGCACAAAAUACAGAAAGAAUGAAGGAAUUUGAAGCCGACUUAAAACGGAUCGAGACAAUAAAAGCAAUGUAUCAGAAAAAGAACUAUGAGCAGGCUCAGAUGAUUCAGAAGUUUAUAACAGAGAUGCAGAGUCUACAAGAAGAACUUCAAAAUGUGGCAAAGAGUCAGCAUGAAGCAGCAUCCCUCCACAAACAGCAAGAACUCCAGUUGAAGAAGGAGCAUAAGUUAAGUCAAGAGCUGAAGAGUAGGUGUCAGGCUCUUGAGGCAAAGGUAAAAAGUCUGCAAACUUGCAAAGAGAUAACUGAGCAGAAACUGAAGGAAGCUAGUUUGGAGUCGCAACAGGUCAGUGCUAACCUGGAAGGAGCACAUCAAUGGUUUAAGUCCAAGUUUGAUAGUUUGCAAGCAGAACUGAUGAAGAUGCGUGGAAUUGAUCCAUCAAAAGAAGAAUUAUCUGAUGGAGACAAUUUAAUGAAGAACUAUGGCACAGAAGAACUAUGUUCAAGGUCAAGACAAAAAUCAAAGGUUGGAGUCAGGUUUAUAAGUUAUUUUUCCAUAACAAUGUGUUAAGUGUUAGAUGGGAAAAAAGCUAUACUUUGUCCAUAUAAAUUACACUUUCCAACGAUAGGAACAUUAGGGGGUGGUGAUGGUGUAGUGG
Carcharodon carcharias (great white shark) is the source of this 1747-nucleotide messenger RNA. Its product is annotated as coiled-coil domain-containing protein 150-like. NCBI's taxonomy places the organism in Eukaryota, Metazoa, Chordata, Chondrichthyes, Lamniformes, Lamnidae. Bases 160 to 1659 code for a protein of 499 amino acids. The transcript is spliced from 12 exons. The record is from RefSeq and is a predicted model, not a curated record.